AUAUCUCGCGUUCGGAUCAUCGGAACGAGACUUGUACUAGGCGUUGAGAUACCGAUACACCACUUCACCAAAAGGAGUUAAUUAAGGUAAGCGGGCCGUUUUGGGUCCGGUGCCUCUUCGGGCCGGAGCUACCAUGGAGGGGCCGGCUGGUUGUUUUCGGGCAUGGGGGAUAGCAGAGACACUCAUCUCUAUAAAACCCCCAGCUGCAAUACGCAUCAGUAGCUUUCCCUCGGUACAUAUCCCUAUUACGAGUAUACACUACUGAAAUCAAUAAUGUCAUCGCUCAACGGUCAUUCCAACGGCAGCAAAGGUGCCACCCACAAGAGAGUGCUCAAACCAGGCGUCUGGGCCCCCAUCCCCACUUUUUUGGAUGACAAGGAGGAGCUUGAUAUCUCCACCUUCAGAAAACAUGUUGUUGAUCUUGCUAAAAUCGGCAUGCAGCCUGUCAUUUGCGGGUCGAUGGGUGAAGCUUUCCAACUCACAGACGAUGAACGAGUAACUCUCUUCAAGGAGACCCGGGCUGCUCUGGAUGAGGCUGGGUUGCUCGACACUGUGGUGAUCGCCGGAACAGGAGCUAAUUCCACUCGAGCGACCAUCAAUCUCUGUCAUUUGGCUGCCUCUUCUGGUGCCGAUGUUGCCAUCGUUAUCCCGCCCGGUUACUUCGCAGGAGCCAUGACUCCCCUUGCCCUCAAGACCUUCUUCCUUGAAGUCCAAGCCUCUUCCCCCAUUCCCGUUAUGGUGUACAACUAUCCAGGUGCUGCUGGUGGCAUCGAUCUCUCUUCCGACCUCAUCGAAGAGAUCGCCAAGAAAGGCUCCAACAUUUGCGGCGUCAAGCUCACUUGCGGAGCCGUAGGAAAGCUGACAAGGAUAUCUGCUGCUACUGCCACUCCGGCCUUUGCAGACUAUCCCAGGAAAAGUGACGUCGCACCAGAGUUCCUCACUCUUGGUGGGUUUGCAGACUUCCUCGCGCCCGCCGUGCUGGGUGGUAGAGGCCAUGGCGCUAUCAUGGGUCUGGGCAACAUCUAUCCUCGUUCGCUUGCCAGAUUGUUUGAGCUCUCUUACAAGAUUGCCACAGACGCCCAGCCUUCUGCCCAAGAUCUGAAGAAGGUUCUCGAGUUGCAAGAUCUGGUUUCCGGUGCCGAUGCAUCCUUUGCAAGGGCAGGGAUUGCUGGAACCAAAUGGUACCUCAAGACUCACAGUGGUUAUCCCUCUGCAAGGUUGAGGCACCCCUUGUUGGAGUUUACGGAUGAGCAAGGACGGGCAUUGGAGAAGGAAGAGGCAGUUGUCAAGUUGAUGGAAGUCGAGAAGAGCUUGGCCAAUAGCCAAUGAAAGUUACACUAGAGAUAGCAUUUAUGUAACAGGUCCGAUGUCGAACACCCAUGUACUAUUUUCCCCAUCCUUACUAGAGAUCAAUCCAGCAAUGAUAUUCUAUGAGGAACUAGAUACGUAUACAGUUG
Cryptococcus deneoformans JEC21 is the source of this 1457-nucleotide messenger RNA. RefSeq lists its product as hypothetical. The coding region runs from base 274 to 1329 and encodes 351 amino acids. Gene Ontology annotation, molecular function: 4-hydroxy-tetrahydrodipicolinate synthase activity. The record is from RefSeq and is a predicted model, not a curated record. NCBI's taxonomy places the organism in Eukaryota, Fungi, Basidiomycota, Tremellomycetes, Tremellales, Cryptococcaceae. The transcript has 3 exons.